GAUGGAACCGAGCGUGUGAGCGUAUUUUUUCUAAGCGCGCACUACAAUUGUUUACGAUACCAAUCAACUCCUCCGGUGGUGCUUUCUAAAGUGUACACAGAUGGUGCGGUAGUUUCGUUUUGCCUGACGCAGGACCACUUGCGAUCAGACUAGGAAGUAUGUUGCGUCCGGUCCGUCUUUCGUCUUGCGUUCGCGCGUCGAACCCCCGCACGAAACCGCGGCACGUGAUCCACUGCCUGUCGUUUUCCUCAACUAGCGCAAGCACCUCGAGCAGCAGCAGCAGUACAACUAGUUCCAGACCACUUUCUCCUCCAACCACCCUCCCCCCACCCCCCGCGGCCUCACAUACCAACCCUUUGGAUUUCCAGGCAGCCCAGGAUGGCGAGGAGGGCGUGGCGUUGCGUGGUCCAGACUUUGUCACGCUCCGGGAGCCCGAAAACCUGUAUCGCCGCACCCGCCCGGAGCACAGCCGGGUCUUCGAAUGGGGCGUCGGGAAUAAGUUUCGUGCGGACAGCAAAAAUCGCUUUAUGCCCGUGCACAAGCCGCACCCGAAGGAGAUCGUGGUUCGGAACGACUACUACGACAGUCCGAGCAAAAACAUGUUUUUUGAGGACCACAACGAACAGUGGGAAGUGCUGUUCUACCAGGACUACAAGUGGCACGCCAAGCCGUUCCCGGUGAAGAAGUUCGGUCUUGAGCGCGCCAAGCGCGAGGCCUUGGCGUUUCUGGAAGAGAAAAAGGACUUUUUGGAGGACUGGAACGCGGCAGCCACGAAAGACCAAGAAAAGGAUUUUAUCGAUCCGCGGCUGCGCAUUCCGGAGAGAACUGUCUUCGGCACGCACGACUUCGCUGCCGGAGCCCACCCGGAAUACAGCCGACCGGUGCCGCGAAUCGGAGAGGGCGACCCGACGGUUGAUGCACCCGCAAGAAUCGGACCAGGUGUUGUGUCGAAUGAUGCGGUUGCCAAAGCUGGUGCGAAAGAAAUGAUCAGUGCGGAAACUACCAGUGCAACUUCUUCUGUUCUUCCCGCUCAAGAAGAAUCCGCCGCAACCCACCCGCCGCUCUACUCGUGCGCGUAUUCUUCGGCGCUGAAGAAAUUCAGUGGCACUUUCGCGGCGGAGCGGAGAGACGCCAAACUGGAGGCCAGAGCGGGCAGCGCCAUCGCGCGGGCCGCGAUUAGCCGGCAAAUCAGCGAAAAGCGGGCGAUGUUUACAGAAAAGGAACUGCACAGCGACCCGACCGUGCCCAUCGAGUUUGACGCGCGGAUGCAGGGCUGGACCGUGUUUUAUUACGACGAAAGCGGGCGGCCGAAGACGAAGUGCUACUCGGCGAGAAAGUGGGGAAAUCAAGUGGCGCGGGACAAGGCGUUGGCGCUCUACCAAGAGCGGGGAUUGGGGUUGGGAUAGCUCUUGCGAACCUCCUCGUGGCGGGCGGAAUUGUUUGAUGCGAAAAUUGCUUGCAGGUCUGCAGAACUGGUGGGGUGGAACAGGUUUUUACUUGCGCCUUUCGGUGGACUCUGGAUCUACUCAUCGUAGAUGAAACUUACGGUGAACUCGGGUGGUGAAACAUCUUCUUGUUCUUUGAAUCAUAGCAAACAAAGCACUUUGAUGACUUCCAAAGCUUCUCCCAGUGCUGGCGCGAAAAGAACACGAAGUAGGUAUGCAUUGGCCCUUGAAGUAGAUCUGAUAUGUGCUUUGUGAAAAAUCUGGAAUCUUCGCCGCACGCACAAGUCCACCCUAGAGCACCGACACGAAAUGAACGGAAAAUCGUGGGAAAACAAGAAAAUCGCAUCGCAGCAUCGCAU
Molecule: messenger RNA, 1804 nt
Organism: Amoebophrya sp. A120
Lineage: Eukaryota; Dinophyceae; Syndiniales; Amoebophryaceae
Source: the annotation of a GenBank genome assembly